UGUGAUGUGUAUUGCUUUAAAUGGUUCGCGUGUUUAAUAAAUAACAUGGAAGGCGGGAAUAUAAGCGGUGGUCCAGUUCUUGAAGAAACUUUUUACAUCCUUUCCAAAAAAAAUACGGUCUAUAGGGUGAAACUGACAGAAAAGGGACUGAGUUUGCAAAAGGAAAGUAAUGGCAAUACAAAAACUGAAACAAUUAGAAUAAAUGAUAUUGUGGGUUGUCGCUGUAUGAGAAGUAAAAGAAGAUCAGGAAAAUCGUGUGCAUGUCAUCCUAGCUCCAACAAGCGAAAUGACUUAAGAGUUGUUGAGGAAAAUUCGAGUGAACAAGAUGAGACCGACAUAAGUGCGUACCUUUACAUAUACGCCUACGUACUCAAAAAAAUUAAAAUGAAAUCUGGGCAGAAGAGAGAACGAAUGACAAUAACUCUGCGAUUCAGAUCAUUUGACAGAUACGAAGACAAUAUGAAGGAAGCUCAAAAGUGGCGAAUAGCAUUGAAGUGUUUGAUAAGGAAUAAACCAGUGCCACGAAAUAUCUUGACAAACGGAGAAGGACCUCUCACGCCGGUGGAAACUGACGAGACGGACCCGGAAACUGGCUUCACUGUGUGGGAUGUAGCAAAUUUGAAUUCUCGCUCCAUUGGUUCUCGUAAAAGCAGUUCUCAGUACGGUGAUGAACAAGAGCAGCGAGUACUGGUAUUACUUAACCCAAAAUCUGGUCCAGGCCGAGCUAGAGAUGUCUUUCAGCAGCGAGUUGUACCUGUAUUUGCGGAGGCAGAGAUACCAUUUGAUCUGCAUGUUACUAAGCAUGCUGGGUAUGCCAGAGAUUUUGUGAGAUCUAGAGAUAUUUACCAAUGGCGUGCAAUUGUAGUAGUUGGAGGAGAUGGGAUACUGUUUGAGGUAAUUAAUGGCUUGUUUGAACGACCAGACUGGCAGCAGGCAUUUAAGGAAAUUGGUAUUGGAAUUAUACCCUGUGGUUCUGGAAAUGGCUUAGCGAAGACAAUAGCUUAUAUACAUGAGGAACCAUUUGACCAAAACCCUGUACUCAUCUCUACACUGAACAUUAUAAAAGCCAAAAAAGUACCCAUGGAUCUUGUAAGAGUGGAGACAAAGUCACAGAUAAUGUUCUCAUUCCUAUCUGUUGGGUGGGGAUUGCUGUCCGAUAUUGAUAUUGAAUCAGAGAAGCUGCGAGCUAUUGGAGGCCAGAGGUUUACUGUAUGGAGUGUGGCUAGGCUAAUAGGGCUGCGGACUUAUCGUGGUCGUCUGUCAUAUGAGCCAGUUGAAGAUGGCCUGUCAGAUGAUAAGAACCGCAUACGACCCAGUGAAGCACUUCUCACACGGAGUUCAAGCCAUUACCCCACUGAAACAGUCUCUACAAUGAGAGAACACACAAAUGGUGUCCCUUCAGAAGGGCGUCUGCAGGCCAUGCAUGCCAGUCGGAGUUUUGAUUUUGGUGCGCUUCCUGAUGAUUUCCUGGAUGAACCAGACACUCUCACCGAUUCUCUUAGCUUGGAGACAGCGGUGUCUCAGGGCAUGAGUGACCUGGACAGUCCAGGAUCAACAAUGAGGCCACGUCUAGACAGCUAUUACUCAGCAAAUUCACGCUACAGUGCAUACUUUUCAACUGCAGACUCAAGUUACCGAUCUGUGGAUGUGACAAUAGCAGGUGACGGUAGCCCGCAUGUUGUAUAUGGACCACCUUCACGUUUACCAGCCCUUACACAGCCAGUGCCAUCACACUGGAAGACUAUUGAGGGCGAUUUUGUCUUGGUACAUGCAUCAUACCAGACACACCUUGGCUCCGACUGCCUCUUUGCACCCAGUUCUAAACUAGAUGAUGGUAUAAUCUGGCUGUUAAUUAUUCGUGCGGGAAUAACGCGUACACAGUUGUUACAAUUCUUGCUUGGUCUUUCAUCAGGAAGUCACUUGUCCUGUCCUCGGGCAGAAAUGAUUCCGGUGACAGCAUUCCGCCUUGAGCCUGAGUCUACUCGUGGACACCUGACGGUGGAUGGUGAACUUGUGGAUUACGGUCCUGUGCAAGCAGAGCUUAUGCCAUCACUGGCAAACAUUAUGUCACGUUGAUGUGGCUAGACAGGUUACUGCUAUUCUGCCUUAGGUCUUCCUGUACGUAUUUCCAUGGUUACAGUAUUCAGGAAGGAAUGUGUUUUCAGUCGGAGCUGUUAUUGCAGCCUGUUUCCAUUUCACAGUAACUGAAGCUGCGUCUGUAUGAUAAACCAUUCACCAUUUGCCCAGUAUUCUGUGUAUUGAGACUGAUUGUUUGCUCAUUUGAGUACAUAACUUCUGUACAACUUGCCUCUAAAAAGCUACACAAUUUGUGUAGAUGUAUGAAACUUGCCCUAAAAAUCUGCACAACUUGUGUUGAAGUAUGUCUUGCCUAUGUUGCAUGUGAAUUUUGUAUUUUAAAGAGAAGCACAAAAAGUUACAACCAUGUUGUAUGCAAACAAUGUAAGGUGCUAUUUUAACAAAAUAUUUACCAAAGAGGUAAGUGGAACAUUCUCUAGUUGUCUGCAUCACACAGUGGAAUGCAACAGUUCCACAGCCUUUUUUGUGGUAGCAUUGUGGCUACAAUUAUCAUGUUUUCAUGGUUGUAGAAAAUUUAUGUGCUGUUUAGUACUGGCAGUCUGAUAAGACACACUUUUGUCUCAACGCUGCUGUGAAUAGUACAACCUCAUACUUUGUAGAGUGCAGAUGUCCACUCCAAAUUAUUUUUCAUUUUUU
This is a messenger RNA of Schistocerca nitens (vagrant locust), 2733 nucleotides long. Its product is annotated as sphingosine kinase 1-like. Gene Ontology annotation, cellular component: membrane; intracellular membrane-bounded organelle; cytoplasm. Gene Ontology annotation, biological process: sphingosine biosynthetic process. The transcript is spliced from 10 exons. The record is from RefSeq and is a predicted model, not a curated record. Bases 46 to 2076 code for a protein of 676 amino acids. NCBI's taxonomy places the organism in Eukaryota, Metazoa, Arthropoda, Insecta, Orthoptera, Acrididae.